This is a messenger RNA of Podarcis lilfordi (Lilford's wall lizard), 19740 nucleotides long. NCBI's taxonomy places the organism in Eukaryota, Metazoa, Chordata, Lepidosauria, Squamata, Lacertidae. The record is from the annotation of a GenBank genome assembly.
AUGGCUGGGCACUUGGGCAGAGAGUUAGAUCGUCCCUAUCCUUUCCCUGUCCAAGGGCUUCACCUUGGCAACAUCCCUGCUGUUCCUCACCAUGAAGCUAGUGGAGGCUUCUUGCCUGAAGCCUUCAGUGGGGCAGCCCCUGGGCAGGGAUUUGGGUUCAGGCCCGACUACGGGCCUCCGGGAGGGAUGCUCGAGUCCCACCCUGGCGGAGGAGAAGCUCCCCGGACUUGGUACCCCUUCUCUGCUGGAGAUGCCUGGAGCCACCAUCCCGGGGUGAUGAUGGGGGCUUACGGGGUCCCUCAGCCCGGGGAAGCUGCUUGCCAAGGCCCAAAGCCUGACAUCAAAGUGGAGCCUGACUUUGAGCAGCCGGGGCCCUCCUAUGUGCACACCUGGGCAGGUGGCUGCCUUGUGCCGAACCCCUCGGCCUGCAUUGCGCCUGGAGAUAGCGGUGGAGCUGCUUCACCCGGCGAGGAGCCCCAGCGCUCCAGCAGCCCCGCUAGCCAGGAUGAUGAUCUGGGCAGCCUGACUGGCAGCGAGGAGACCAGUCCCCAGAGUAAUGGUAGCAGCAGCCCCGGUGGGCAGGCAGCCUCUGCAGAAGUCAAGGAGGAUGGUGGUGGCGGCGGCAGCGGAGAUGAGGUAAGGAUGCUGUUGUGAGUCUAAGAACCCCAGGGAGAUGAGUGAGGGACAUAAGAAACUGCCUUCUGCAGAGUCGAGCCCAUCUAGUUCAGUAUUACCUACACGGGCUGGCAGCCGCUUUCUACAGGAUUUUGGAUUCCCAGCCCUACAGAUGGAUGGUGAGAGAGGAUAAGAAUUACGGAAAGGGAAAUAUGGAGGGUGUUCAACAAGUAAAUGGUGCAAUGUUUCCACACUGCUAGCUAGGAUUGUCCUGUCUUGUCAACUUAAUUGGGUACCCCAUAGUUAUUGUAUGAAAUAGGAAGUGAAUAUCUAUGUCCGUUUUCAGCAUGCCGCAGGUCUUAAAGCAAAGGGUGGUCUGUCUGGGGGAGAGGAAAACCAGGACAUGGUUAAAGCCACAGAGUCUGCGUUCGUAUCAGUCUUAAGACGCAAAGGGAUUGGUGGUAACUACCAGGAAUAAACUUGGAAAUGAGAUUUCAGUGGCCCAGGGUUUGCGCAGGGAUCUGAACUGUUAGGAUUCAAGUCUAAAAAACCUCUAGCCUCUGGUUGACUGUUUUCUACUUCAAGCAAUGUUAUAGUUGGGCUAUACUUAAUUGCAUGCAUGAGGCACGAUGGUGACAUGUUCUGCAUGUAACCCCCAUAGGGUUGCAAGGUUAGAUGAUGGUGUUUUGGGGCAGGUUUGAACCCCAGUACUUUCUCUUCAGAAUGUAAGCUCUGGGUUCUCCAACUACUACUUGAUUUUAUUACCUACUAGAGCCCUGCUGGAUCAGGUCCAUCUAGUUAGCAUCUUUUGCCAGCAGCAGCCAGACAAGCGCUCUGGAAAGCUCAUAAGUAGGGCAUGAAUCCAGCAGCCCUCCUUGUUAGUUGCCAAUAACUGGUAUCCACUGGUAGGCUUCCCCUGUAUGUGGAGGUUCUGCCUAGCUCUCAUGGCUAAAAGCUGUAUCUGUUUAUAUCCCACCUUCAUCUCCAAGAGGCUGAUGGUGGUGUGUGUGGUUCUCUCCCUUCUCAUUUAAUCUUCACAACAACCCUGUGAGGUGGGUUAGGCAGUGACUUGAACUCUCCUUUUCCCCAGGUGUUCGCAGGCCAACACACUAAAACCGCUAGGAGAGAUUAGAAGCAUCUUGAUAACAACACAGUGAUUAGUGUGCCAUGAUUUAUUCUUGACAAAUCCAUGCUGGCUCCUGCUAGGUUAAUCACUUUUUUGAUUGAGUUAUUAACUUAGCAGAUUGUGGCAAUUGCUUGAUGCAAUUUAUCUUGUUUUCAGCAAAACAGUUGACAAAAAGUUUUUGUUAAGCGUGAGCUAGAGGAUAUUACUGUUCAGUGGAUUCACAAAUGAUUGGGAAACUGUCCUCAAAGAUUGUUGAAGAACUUGGAAGAGCAAAAUGGGAGGGGGAGGUUUCGUUUGGGGUGUUGAGUCCUGGACCUGAUAUACUUUUAUGUUCUUAUCAGUGGCUACAGUACUUAGAAGAAGGGAUAGAGGGAAUCUUUAUCACAGUUUGCAGAUGGCACAAAGCUGAGAAGGAUAGCCGAAACCUCAGAAGACAGGCAUGCAGGAAAUUCUUCAAAUGCAGAGUUCCAAACUUGGGGAGGACAGGACAAAGUGAUUGAGCUGAGGACAGGGUGUGUACCUGGUUUGACAGUAGAAACAAAACUAUCUCUGGGUGGGACAUGCAUCAGAUAUCUGAAGAGCAAAAACUUGUUCUCUGCUGCCCCAGAGGGAGAAGACAAGAACCUAUAGGCUUUUAUAGGAGGGAGAUUUUCCUUGAGUGUUAAUGGAGCAGUUCAGCAAUUACCUAGAGGAGUAAUGAGCUCUCCCUCAGUGGUGGUCUCCAAGCAGAGACAGCCCUUAUUGUGACGUUAUAUUCUACUUCUCAAUUUCCAGUAUGUGGCAGGGUGUUAAACAAGAUGACUUAUGAGGCCCCCUUUAGUUCUAGGAACCUCCCCUCAUUACGUGGCUUAUAGAGAUACUUACUGGUGGCCUCAGAGUUACCUGGAGGAAUUCCUUAGGAUAUAUUUUUUAUUUAUUCCAAGGACACGUCUGAAAACUUAGUGCCAGAGUCCACUGAAGAUUUUGGAUAUCUAGAUAGUUCAUUCUAUCCCGUCAUCUCUGCAAGCCUCUCCUUAAUAUCAGCUUGUGCAAAAGCAAUCAAUGUUGCUUAUUUCCGCUUGUGUUUAAAAUGGAAAGUUGCUGUGGCCCCAGGGGCAUUCAUUGAUCACUGAUAAACUCUCCAAGCUCAAGAUCUUGCCUAUUGAAAACCUUACAGCCCACACCCAGAUGGCAGAUAUCUUCUUCUUUUGCAGGUGACUGCAUAGCCAUUCCUAUAUAUUCUCUGUGGAACGCAUCCUGUUUCUAUAAAUGAGAAACUGUAGGUGGGAGGAACUGUGGGGUUUUUUUAGUGCAAGUGAUUUUUCUUCUCCUCAUCUCGUCUGCCCCAUAUCUCAUAUUUGUGGUGUUUCGGUGGCUUUUCUAAGUCUCCAAGCUAGGGACUAAGCAGAAGUGGAUUGUAGAAGUUUAUAAUUCUGAGCAUGGUGAAAGGCAGGGGCAUUUCCCCCCCCCGUCCCCCCCCAUACCAUAAUUCUAGUCACCCAGCACAACUGAUUGGCAGUGGGGUUAAAACUUAUAAAGAGCAAUGCUGGAUAUGUGUCCUGCAAAUGUUUUCCACUUUAAAUGUCCUGUCAGAUGGGAUCAGGGCUCUCCCAGCAUGUCCCCUUAACUUAUCCUCUGCAUGUGCGUGCAGUGCCAUUUCUGACACCCAUAAGGUUUACAGUUUCUGAAGUCGCUUUUGAGUUGAAUCAAGGUCAAAGAAUCAUUUUUGAGGGUCUAGUACAAAUGGUUGCACUCUCUCUAUCCUCUGUCUCUCUUCCCCUCACAUGACAUCACAAUCCCAUAUCAUCUCGUGAUUCGCAAAAGUAAAUUUCUGUUUUGAGUUCUGAAAUUGCGUUUUCUUCAUAAAUCGCACCAUGGCUUACAAUGACCAUGGCUCAGUCAUUCCCCUAAGUCUUUCCCUCCUUUUAUCAGUUUUGUUGAACAUAACAUCCAGUCCAAAGAGGAGUCCUGCAAAAUUUGAUGUCUAGUUUGGUCAUUAACUUUUGGUUGAUCCCAAUAAAGGUAUUUGUCCUGCUUUUUGUUUUUAGAGAGAGAGGGGUUGUCGUUUUUUUAAUUACAAGAUCAGGAAACACUAGAGUAGCCCUGACUGUACUCAUUCAAUUCUAUAAAUUAUACUGAUGCAAGGACAAGUACAUACGUUAAGAACCAUACGUCAUCAAAGUUCUCUGGCUGAAGGAUUUUUGAAGUCGUUGCAAUAUAAUGCAUGCAAAAACGGAAAGUUUAAAAACCAAUCUCAUCAGAGAGUCAUUUCCAUUUGUAAAGUGAAAUAAGGCAUUAGAAGCCAUUAGUUAGAAGUGUCCUCCUUAAGGCAGGCUAUUAAAUCCAUCCUCUCCCCCUCCUUCUUAAUGCCAGCAAAUGUCAUCUUCGUUCCUGGAAUAUACCAUACUUCCUGGGGUUUUCCAAGUAAACCAGCAGUGUAUUUUCUCCCCAGGUUAUACCUUUGCUUUUGUUGGCUUCCGUGUAAGAGGAACCUUCGGCUUGACCGGUCUUUUGGCCAAAAAGACCAGGCAGAUUAGGGCCAGUUUUGUGCUUGCCUCCCUUUCCAGCUGUGUGGCAUUGUGAACACUGAUUUUCUGAACACUGAUUUUCUUGCCCUUCUCAACAUCUCCCAUGGCACGCAAAGUAGAGGAAGGGAUGCAAAGUCGUUCUGUGCCCUGUGCUGUCAGGAUUCUUCCCUGUUUUGAUUCCUUAGUCAUGUUGGCCACAUGACCCGGAAAAACUGUCUGCGGGCAAACGCCAAAGCGAGAUGAGCCACAACCCUAGAGUCCUUUGCGACUGGACUUAACUGUCAGGGGUCCUUUACCUUUAUGCAUUAAUGGGGGGGGGGCCACACAAUUUCUCUUCCUCCCCAUUCUGUGCUUUGCAUCUGCUUCUACGUUCCAGAAACAUUAAGAGCAAAAACCAAGCAAAAAAAGGUUCUCAAUCCUGAUUUUUUUUUUAAAGGGCUCUAGGCACGUUCCAUGUUGCAUUUGAAAUUCUCUUCAUUCAUUCAGCGGUGUUUUGAAUUUAAAGGCAGUUUUCUCCUACCCUAUUGCUUGGGAAUAAACAUCGUUCUACCUCGUAGAAAAUGACAACGUUUUUAAAGUAAAAAUUAUAAAAAUGACACCUAUAAUCAUGUGCUUGCCUCCAGACUACAGUGGUACCUCUAGUUAUGAACUUCAUUCAUUCCGGAGGUCCGUUCUUAACCUGAAACUGUUCUUAACUAGAGGCGUGCUUUCGCUAAUGGGGCCUCUUGCUGUUGCUGCGCUGCCAGCACACUAUUUCUGUUCUCAUCCUGGGGCAAAGUUCUCAACUCGAGGUAACUCUUCCAGGUUAGCGGAGUUUGUAACCUGAAGCAUUUGUAACCUGAGGUGUUUGUAACUCGAGGUAGCACUGUAUAAGAAAGGAUGCUAUUGCCAUGUGAGGCCACAGGCUUCCUGGGAGCCCAGAUGUGUGUGGGAACUGGCAGUGGUUGCCUAGUGGUGAGAAAAUGCACUCUGUAUGUGCUCAGAGGUGUUUUACUGACGUUACUGGGUAGGCCUAUACCUAAAUUUUCCUAUCUCGGGAGAGGUCCUGGCUGGCUGUGCAGGAUAUUUGGCUUUAAAUCCUGAAACAAGUAUGGAAUAAAGGGAAACUUGGCUUUGAGUGAGGACCUUCCUGGUAGUGGCACCCCGUUUGUGGAAAACCCACCCCAAAAAGGCCUGCCAGCACCUUCUUUGAAUUGUAACCCACUGUUUACAUGUUAUGUCAUGCUGUGAAACUGAGUUUAUCUCUCUGCUGACCAUUUUUACUGCAUUUUCAUAAAUGGAUUAUAUAUCCACAUAGAGAACAAGGUUGUUUGGCAGCUGUAUAAAUGCCACCAAUAGCUGUUUCUCGCCGAACUUUUUCACACUCCUGAAAUUCAGAGAAGCUUUGAACGCCAACCGGCUUUCAAAAGAGGAAUAGUCUUAAGGCCAGAAAUAGUGGUGGCAACCUUAUGUUGAGGCAGUUCAAAUAACUGUAUUGGAGGCACAAUUGACUUGUUAUGCUAAAAUCGUCUCCUGUGAUCUCCAGGAGAUCUGAGGGCCUUUGCAGCUUUGGGGCUGUUGUUUGGCCAGCCUGCUCCAGAAGGGAGUUCAUACCUGCACCAAAUAAAUAUUUUAAAAAUGCUAAAAGGGGCGAUUCUAGAAGUUUUGCGUUUCUCGAAGUGUUGCUGAACAGGCAUUCUUUAUUGGGUGCAAAAGAUCUUAUCUGCAAUGCGAGCCGAACCCUGCCCAGAGGUAUCUGCACUUGGGUCCAGUCAGUAUCUGUCCCCUUGCCCAAAGAUCAAUGGAAGUGGGAUGGGCGGGGGAACACAAAAGACCCUUUUAAUCCCCUUUUGCUCUUUCUGAAGGGGGAAGGACAACACCACCUUUUCUAGAAGAAGGCAAAAUUGUCAGAAGGCAAAAGUUUUCACUGAUGAUGUUGCCAGGGUGGGGUAUGGGGGGGGGGCACGAGAAGGGCCCCAGCUCAUCUUUCAGGCUGUUUACCCUGCUGUGCUGAUCAAGCUACAGCUUUUAAGCUGGUUUUUCACUCUUUCCCCCCUACCCUAGUUUUUGGGUGUGUGUGUUGAGGGGGGGAGCGCAGGGGAUUGGCUCUGCUGCUACCUCUCAGGUUCCAAAAUCCUGUCAUGUUUUUUAAAAACGAGAAAAUUGGGUGGGAGGGAAAUGGUGCCUCCAACCACAAUUACUAUUACUUCUUGUUCUUAAUACACAUUCAUUCCAAAGUUACACUUCAUCUUUGUCCACUGCCAUAAUAUCACAGAACGAUCGCGCCAGUCCUCAGUCCCUCAUCACUGUCCUGUUGGCUCGACAAAUACCCUCAAUAGGAACCCAAUUACCGAUCUGAUUUACUGUUACUGUGCUGGACUUUUCCUGUAUCUCUCCAGCCUUUCUUGAUCCAUCUUCGCGUAAAAAAAUCUGGCUUUGGCCGCAUUCGCCUCACACAUUUAAAGCGCUACGACAGUGCUUUAAUAAAGAGUAAUGGUUUUCCCCAAAGGAUCCUGGGAGCUGUCAUUUGUUAUGGGUGCUGAGAGUUGUGUCAGGAGACCCCCUAUUCCCCCUCACAGAACUACAUUUCCCAGCUUUCCCUGGAAAGAGGGACUGAUUGUUAAACCACUCUGGGAAUUGUAGCUCUGUGAGGGGAAUUUGUGUGUGUGUGUGUGUGUGUGUGUGUGUGUCGCCUAACAACUCUCAGCAUCCUUAACAACAUCUUUAUAGCUGCCAUAAUUCUUGGAGGGAAGCCAUGUAUCAUAGCACUUCUGAAUGUAGUGGUCUUUAGACCAGGCAUAGGCAAAGUUGGCCCUCCAGAUGUUUUGAGACUACAAUUCCCAUCAUCCCUGACCACUGGUCCUGUUAGCUAGGGAUCAUGGGAGUUGUAGUCCCAAAACAUCUGGAAGGCCGAGUUUGCCUAUGCCUGUCUUAGACAUUCCAGGUCUUUUGACAAUGGAAGAACUCCCAGCCCUUAAUUGUGUGGGAGAUUGGCACCAAGAAAGAGGGCGCUUCCGGGUUUGCCGCAACCAUAACCCAAAGGUUCCACUGUACUUGCUUUGUACAUCCAUUUGUGAUUAAAUUUGACAAGACGUCCGAUCUUCCCUUUGUGUUCCCGAAUUAAGUUCCUUAAAUAUGCAUUUAAACUUUACUUUCUCUAUGCUAUUUGACUUACUAUAAAUUUAAUUUUAUAAAAUUAUCCUACAUACACAAUCAAUCAAGACUACAUACACAAUCAAUCAAGACUUGCCAACAGAUUGAUCUUUUGACAGUGUUCUUUUACAUAUGCUCUGUAUAUAUCCCACUCUCUGAUAAAUUUUUCAUCUGUAACGUCUCUUAACCUUGCUGAUAAUCUCGCCAGCUUGGCAUACUCUUAUUUUUUGCCAUUCUAAUUUAGAUUGGAUAUCCUCUCCCUUCCAGCCUUUUAAUAUUAGAAUUCUGGCAGCAACUGUUACAUACAUUGGCAGUGCAUUGCAGUUGAUAACAACAAGCAGACAAAUCUUCACCCAGAUCCUCAGCAGUUUUCAAGUGGUCUGUGAGGAAGAAAGUUUGGGACCCCCUGUCUUAACGGAUGUUAGAUUUCCCUGAAUUUUCCAGUUCUUAGAUAAGCAUUGAAGCAUCUCAGGUGGUUCUGUGGCUCCUAGGGCUGCUUCAAGACAUUGGUUGCCUGAGGUGUUACAACAAAUUUCACCUUGAUGUGUGGGGAGAAGCAGACUAAUAGCCAAAGUUGGCCAAAUUAUUUGAGCACCCAGUGGAGAAAAUCUCUCACUCCGGGGUCUGUCUGAUAGUUUUAUAUUUUCUUAUUCUUCAUCUUGGAAUAGAACCUAGAAGUUUAACUUACUGCAGUCUAAUUUUUGUACUUCACCCCCCCCAAAAAAAAAACCUUGUCCCUAUUUUGUUCCACUUUUUAGUUGAUCGAAGUAACAGAAUCACUCAAAUAAUGUACUUUAGAAAACUUUAAAAAAAAUAAUAAUAUGAAGUUGGAAAAUGGGGUUCCUCAUUCUCUCCUACCCCCCUUUUUUCUGGGAAGGGAUUCUGGUAAAGUUGUGAUCAGCUCUGAUGGGCCAUCAGACAGGGACACAUUCAGCUAACCGUUUGAUUCUGGCCCAAGGCUAAGGCGAUCAGCUCCUUUAGUUCAAAAACAAAACACCAAUGUGUUUGGAUUCCCCUGGUAUUUGUGAAGGAUAUGAGUUUAUCAGAGAAGCUAUUUGCUUGACUAGACUGGGAGAAAGAUCUAAUCGGUGUCUGAAGAAAGAUAACAUAUGCUAAAGACUAGUACUGCAAGUUUUAAGUGAUUAGUCAUCCUCUGCGGCAGCAGUAUAUACAAAGAAAAAUUCUUCCCUGGGGGGACUUUUCCCCACAUUGUCCCAGCACCUGCUCAUUGGCAGACCAGUCUGGGAAGUAUCCUCAGACACACACUCAGUUCAGUUACUUAAUCUGUCCCUGUGGAAAAACUGGUCUGACUACCAAGGAACUGACUGCCAUGUGGAUUCCGGUAUCAUCACUGAGAAAUAGGUUUAUUCAUACACGUAACCUUGUCCCAAGGCUUUUCAGGCUAAUAGGGCCUGGUAGCUGAUCAGUGUCAUUCCCUCUGCACAUGAGUAAUAUGUUUGUAUCCAGAUGCUCUAAAAAAAACAACAAGGCAGCAAUAUUCUGCCAUUAAGAGCUAAAUUAGCUUUCGACGAAGGUGAUGGACUAUAUGGAACUGGCGGAAAUGACUGGCAGAAUCUGAGACCAGGGAGAAGAGUCGAUGGAGGAAGAUUGGAAAAAGUUUAAAGAUUAUUUACAGAAAUAUUGUAAAAUUAAUGAAUGUUAAAAUGAUGCUGGAUAGAAACUAAGUGGUCUCUAGCUGAAAGGUUAUAAGGGAAGAUGAAAAAAGGGUUUAUUAGGUAAUAUGUAAAAAUCUAAAAUUACAACAUUUUUAUGAUUAAUGAUUAGGAUAUUAAAAGAGGGGAGCGAUUUGCUGAACAAAAUAAUUGAACUGGAAUACAAAAAAGGAAGGUGUGAGGAGGUCCUGGAAAUAAGUAAAUGAAGGUUAAGUAAUGGAAGGAAAGAAUUGAUUUUAAAUAUUUUUACUAUGUAUUUUUUAUAUAUUUUUUUCUUUUUUUGUGUGUGUUUUGUAAAACAUUGAAAAUUUUAAUAAAUAUCUUAUUAAAAAAAAAAGAGCUAAAUUAGCUUUGGGGUUGAGAGCCUCGGCUGUUUUGGUGAUCAACUUCUGAUAAUGCAAUGUACACUUCUAAUUCACAAAAAGUCAGUCUCUCUCUCUCUCUCUCACACUCACACACACACACACACACACACAGGGGGAGAGAGAUGCAAUCAAAAUUAUUUGACCCCCAUUGCGAAUCAGGUUUAUUACCAAAACUGCUGACUUUCAGCUGUUUGCAAGGGGCAAAUUGAACAAAAGCAAUUGAAAUAGCUACCAUGGAUGCUUCUAGUGCUUUCCCCCCAAAUUACAACUUAGGAUCCUGGCUUCUCCACUCUAUAUGCAACUAUAUAUGACCUGUCUGUUGAACGGAGUUGGUGAGAAACCUCUCAUGAGCUGAUGGCUUAGCCCAGUGGCAGGAAAGCUGUGGCGCUUGCUGCAGCUUUUGUUGUCCCUGACCACUGGCGACACUCAGUGGGCCUCAUGAGAAUUGUAGGUCAAUAGCAUGGCCACACGUUCUCUUUUUUUUAAAUGAUAUUUAUUAAAAUUUCAGAGAAUACAAGAAUUACACAAAAACAAAAAGUAAAAAUACAAGAAAAUACAAAAUACUGAAAAAAGAAUAAAAGACACUUAAAAAUAAAAAAAUAAAAAUAAAAAUGGAUCAAUCUUUCCAUAACUUACAUUCAUAUCCUUGUUUCCCUGACCUCCUCAUACCUCCCUUUUUUGUAUUCCAGUUCAAUUAGUUAAGUCAGCAAUUUCUUUCCCUCUUUGUUUUCUCAUGAUUCUUUAACUUAAUAUACUAUAACUUUAAAUUUUCAUCUGUUAUCAAUCCUUUUUUACUUCACACGUUCUCUACCCCUGGCUUAACGGGUCAGAAUCUAUAAGUCUUACUUGUUUCCUGGGGGAAUAUUGGUGGUUAACUGGUGACCAGUGGUUUAGGCUUUGAGGCCUGGGGGCCUGAGUGGGAAAGACAGCUACAACCCCUGGGUGUGAGAUGGCUGUGGUGUUAAUUUGGUGUGUUUUCCCAUAAACAAGCCGUCCCUGUUCUGUUUACCAAAGUCCACCUUUUCUCCCUCCUUUCUCCCUAGGUUCCUGUUACUACCUCAGAGGAUCUGGAAGAGUUUGCCAAGUUGCUCAAGCACAAAAGAAUCUCGCUGGGCUUUACUCAGGCAGACGUGGGACUGGCCCUGGGUCUGCUGUAUGGUGGGUAUUUUUCAGUGUUAAUUAAUUAAUAAUAAUAAUUAAUAAUACCACAAAGGAGACCUUUAAGGUGUUCAGUGUGGGAAUCCAGAAACAAGUCGAAUGCAAUGAACUUAUUCCCCUCCUGCAGAUAUGGGGGUAAUCGGGUGGAAAUGCUUAUUGGGCUGGACCAGGCACAGGCAAACUCUGCCCUCCAGCUGUUUUGGGACUACAAUUCCCAUCCUCCCUGACCACUAGUCCUCUUAGCUAGGGAUGAUGGGAGUUGUAGUCCCAAAAACAUCUGAAGGGCUGAGUUUACCUAUGCCUGGGCUGGACCAAUACAUUUUGCUGGCUGAGGCAAAGCAGCAAGUUGCAUAUUUCUUCUGCCUGAAGCCAAGGUGCAUAUAUACUAGUGGUGGAUGGGCUGUUAAAGGAGGGGUUGUGCCUCUGAUGGGGGAAACAUCGUGCUCCUUCUGGGGUAGUUUUUCUGCCGUUGGUCGUCCCCCCCCACCUCAUCUCUCACCCGUGGCUCCCAGAAGCUGUCAGCAUGCAACGGAUCAGGCAUAGGCAAACUCGGCUCUCCAGAUGUUUUGGGACUACAAUUCCCAUGAUCCCUAGCUAACAGGACCAGUGGUCAGGGAGCGAUGGGAAUUGUAGUCCCAAAACAUCUGGAGGGCCAAGUUUGCCUAUGUCUGCAACAGAUGGUUGGAUGGCUCCUUCCAAAAACUCCUGCAGUCAAGCUGGUGCCAAAUGUAUGACUCUGCUUUCCUUUGGACCACAUCAGGGAGGCCAAGAGGGGUGUAUCUGGGCAGCCCAGGACCUUUAGACACACUUCCCAGGCUUCCCCCUACCCCCGGGGAAGGCCUGGGUGGAAAAAUAAGCCUGUGGCUAGUGGUGAAAACUCACAAGAGUUAUCACAGAUCCCUCCUUUGGAGGCAACUGAACCAAAAAUGGCUGCCUCCAAUCUUGGGCUGCCUCUGAUCUGAGUCUAGGCUGUGCUUUUCAUUCUUCUUCUUCUUCUUCUUCUUCUUCUUAUAUUUUAUUUAUACCCCGCCCUCCCCACCCAAGACCGGGCUCAGGGCAGCUAACACCGGUAUAAAAACAAUUGAUUGAAAUACAACUUAAAAACAAGAUUAAAACACAACGCUAAAAUGCCACCUCAUUUCAGUAGGAACUCAAAUCAAAAACUUUUUUUGGGAUGAAAACGUCAAGUCUUCACCAAGGCCAACUAUCCAGACUGGUCCUACGUGGACCAGAAAAAAGCCAGCGAAGUCCCCAAUUAUCAUGCAGAGUUAUAGUUCCUGUUGCAUUGCCUACCUACCUCUGCUUCUAGCGCACUCCCUGCAUUCCUGUCCCCAAAUCUGGUUUUUGCCUGUCUUCUUCUUUUCUCCCUCCCGCAGGGAAGAUGUUCAGCCAGACCACGAUCUGCCGCUUCGAAGCCUUGCAGCUCAGCUUCAAGAACAUGUGCAAACUGAAGCCCCUCCUCCAGCGCUGGCUGGAAGAGGCUGAUUCCAACGAGAAUUUGCAGGAGGUGAGCCUUCUGGAGAGAGGGAGAUGAAUGGCGUGUCCCUGGGGCUGGGGAGAAGUCUUCGUCCGGGUUGCUAAAUUAUUAUUAUCAAACCAUUGCUUGCUACCCUAAUUGGGGCUGCGCAGAGUUGCUUUGGCAAUAUUGAUUGGCUUCUGCCCCAAAGAGCUUAGGCUGUAUACCUGAAGGCUGUAUACCCCCAUUGUUCAGCCCGGACACUGAGAUCCAGCGCCGAGGGCCUUCUGGCGGUUCCCUCAUUGUGAGAAGCGAAGUUACAGGGAACCAGACACAGGGCCUUCUCGGUAGUGGCGCCCACCCUGUGGAACACCCUCCCUUCAGAUGUGAAGGAAAUAAGCAGCUAUCUUCUCUUUAAAAGACAUCUGAAGGCAGCCCUGUUUAGGGAAGUUUUUAAUAUUGAAUGCUGUAUUGUUUUUAACACUUGAUUGGGAGCCACCCAGAGUGGCUGGGGAAACUCAGCCAGAUGGGCGGGGUAUAAAUAAUAAUUUAUUAUUAUUAUAUUAUUAUAUCCAGCUAAAUCAGGGGUCGGCAAGGUUUACCUUGCCUGGGCCGGUUCACUCCAGUGGAGAUCCCGGAUUGCAUGCGUGUGAGUGUGCGCACGCCUGCAAUUAUCUGUGUCUGCGCAGUCGCGAUUUCCGGCGCUGCGGUAGUGAGUCCCUGCACUGUGCUGCGCCAGUUUAGUACAGCGCACGGGGACUCGCCGAGAAGGUGGCUCGGUUUGGGGGCAGCUCGUGGGCUGGUUAAACGACCCCCAUGGGCUGCUUGUAGCCCAUGGGCCUUAGGUUGCCUACCCCUGAGCUAAGUCAUUGCACACACCAUUCUGCGAGUGCAGCAGAAUUCAUUUCCCUCUUAUCUCCCUGCACUUCCCGAAAAUUAUACCAGAGUGUAGGGAGGGAAACCCUAGAGCAAAUCUAAGGGGUGCAGCGGCGGCAGGAGGAAGGAAAAGGAGGGAUAGUUGCUAUGCGCUCACAGAAGUUGUUUUCCACAUGCGAUGAUUUGGUCCGAUGCAACUCAUUCAUUCUAAAAUAUGUUGCCCCAAAGAGAUUACAGUCCAAAACAGUGAUAAAAAUGUAUUAAAUGUAUAAGCCAGAAGUGUAUUAAAUUUAUAAGCGAGAAGUGAGGUUACAGGGAACCAGGCAGAGGGCCUUCUCGGUGGCGGCGCCUGCCCUGUGGAACGCCCUCCCACCAGAUGUCAAGGAAAUAAGCAACUACCUGACUUUUAGAAGACAUCUCAAGGCAGCCCUGUUUAGGGAAGUUUUUAAAUAUUUGAUGUUUUAUUGUGCUUUUAAUUCUGUUGGGAGCCGCCCAGAGUGGCUGGGGAAACCCAGCCAGAUAGGCGGGGUAAUAAUGAAUUAUUAUUAUGGAAAUAUAAAGGUGGUAUGCAGAACCAAUUGCAGAUGCUGCUACAGCAAUAAAAAUACAGGGCCAGUAACUUCUAAGUGGAGGGAAAGAUGAGGUUAUCUAGGGGGCACUGUGGACAAGUACUAUCUUAAGGCUUCAUCAUCACAUUUGGGAGUGAGGCUGAAGAGAAAAUGACAAAGCCGACGAAGGAAAAGUGGAUUUGAAGGAGGUGAAGGGGAUACCAUUUGCACAUCUCGAGGGGGGCAGUUUAAUGUUCAGGGAUAAGGAGACUGGGCAAAGUUGUUUAAGGGGCCUGGAUACUUUUUUUGAGGGGGUGAAGGUCAUGGGCAGAGAUCAGGGCCUGAUUUAGGUUUGAUGAGGCCAUAAGCUACUGAAGGUAACAGGGCCCUUUAUAUGUCCAGCCGUCCUUUGUCAACAACAAAGUGUCGCUGUUUUUUGUGUUGAAUAUAUGCUAUAUGGUAAUUUAUGGACCUAAUAGGUAUCUAAAGCCAUUUGCACAUAUCAAAAUAUGUAUUUUAUCAAAGUAAUUGCUGAACUGAAAUACAAUUAAGAAGUAUAUUAAUAGUGAAAUGGGGGGGGGGGACCUAAGCUAUAGCUUGUUUAGCUUAUAUCCGGCACUGGCAGAGAUACAAGAAGCAAAGAUAGGCUUUGGAAAGUAAGGCAAGGAGUCCAUGCUAAAGAAGGGAAGCCAGUAACUGACUAGAAAAAGACUAUCUGCUUAUUAUUAUUUAUUUCAUGAAACUUAUACGCCGCUUGAUUUGAGGGUUUGAUUUCUUAUUUUUUUUUACAAAAUAUAAAAGAGCCAAAACAACAACAACCCAGUGUUGUGGGCAGAGUGAUAGGAGAGCUAAAUUAUGUUGGCAGUGGAGUUAGAGACCGAGAUGCGACUGUGCCAGGCCAGGGAGAAGGAGGAUGAACAGACUAUUAACCAGAACUUUAGCUUAUAAGAAUAGAGGAAGGAUGUGUGUGUGGAGUUCGCAAUACUGUGGGAGAAGAAGGGCUACAAUUUGGCAAAUGUGAGUUUGUGGUGUGUAAGGGGAGACGAAAUGAAUCCAAGGCUGGUCUUGAUGAUGAUGAUGAUGAUGAUGAUGAUAGUAAUAAUAAUAGUAAUAAUAAAUAUUUAUACCUCGCCCAUCUGGCUGGGCUUCCCCAGCCACUCUGGGUGGCUUCCAACACAAUAUUAAAAUACAGUAAUGCAUCAAAUGUUAAAAGCUUCCCUAAACGCCAAGAGAAAGCUCAGAGGCGAUCACUUGGGGAGAAAAUCAUUCGAACUAGGAAAUCUUAACUUCACAUUGUGUAUUGUACACCCCGUGCUGGUCCUUCCUAGCAGAAAUGCCACCAUCCGUCCCCAAAAGUGAAGCGUCAUGGGCUUUGGGCAGCCUCAAUAUUUGCAGAAGUACAACCCUUAUAAAGAAAGCAAAGAACACCUUAAGCCUGAGGAGGACGGCAACAACUAAAACAGCCCAGUGGGGGCUGAGGACAUAAGUUGGGCCAUACUGGGUUAGGCCAGGUAUGUAGGAAUAUGAGAGGAAGAGAGGGGAAGCAUUUCAGAAUUUAAAGAGCAAGGAAAGCUGGGGGGGGGGGCAUCUGGGGAAAUGGUGGUAUAUGAAGGGCUUAGAACAGAUUGAAGCACAGUGGACAAUUCCGAUAUUGCGGAGGGGGAGAAUGGACCAGAGUAGAACAUCAAAGGUAAAAGAGGCUCUAAGGUAAAGGUAAAGGGACCCCUGACCAUUAGGUCCAGUUGCGGAUGAUUCUGGGUUGCGACGCUCAUCUCGCUUUACUGGCCGAGGGAGCUGGGGUACAGCUUCCGAGUCAUGUGGCCAGCAUGACUAAGCCGCAUCUGGCGAACCAGAGCAGCGCACGGAUACGCCGUUUACCUUCCCGCCAGAGCGGUGCCUAUUUAUCUAUUUGCACUUUGACGUGCUUUCGAACUGCUAGGUUGGCAGGAGCUGGGAUCAAGCAACAGGAGCUCACCCUGUCGCAGGGAUUUGAACCGCCGACCUUCUGAUCGGCAAGUCCUAGGCUCUGUGGUUUAAUCCAAAGCACCACCCGCAUCCUAAAAGAGGCUCUAGGAUUUGCCAAAAUGGCUAUCGAUCAGGGUGGCGUAGCAAUGUUGGUUGGUUGGCCAGCCAGCCCAGAGGGUGAAUAUACUUGAGUCAUUUGACCGUGGCUUACAUUGGGAGGGAGUUAUCGAGGCUCCCAGCGCCUCCCUGUGGCUAUGUCAGUGAGCGCACACAGGAGGAGCGUGGAAGAGUCUGCUCAGUCACUGAUGGGAAGGGUGGGUUGCUGUGGGUCUGGGUUGUGGGUUUGGCACCAUCACCAAACAUGGCUAUCCCUUGUGCAGCAGCUGUGCUCCAUGGAGUCUGCCAUGAUCCAAGCCCGGAAACGUAAACGUACCAGCAUUGAGAACAGCGUGCGGGGCACCCUCGAGUCUUACUUCCUGCGCUGCCCCAAGCCCAACGUGGACGAGAUCGAGCAGAUUGCUGAUAACCUCAGCCUGGAGAAGGAUGUGAGUGACACCCAUCUUUCUUCACCUUCCCAAGCACCUGCUACUUCACUACUCCUGGCAAAUAAAAAUAAAAAAAUCUUUUGCCAUCAAAAUGAGCCCAGUCCAACAUGACGGGCUCAAGCUCCUUACAGUGAGCUAGGAAGGGAAAGAGACACACCCUUCUGAGUCACAGUUCGAUUUUAGGUGAUGAAACUAGAUACUUUAACCUAGUGCAGGGGUGCCCAAACUCAAAGAGGGCCAGAUUUGAUGAAGUGAACAUGCGUGAGGGCCGACCAAAGUUGUUGACCUUUUUUAAGGAUUGAGGUUGUUGAGCUUUUAAGAUUGAAGUUUUUUUUUGAGAUUUUACCCCAGGAAAUAAACUGCCACAGGGGCCAGAUUAAACUUGACCAGUGGGUCAGAUUAGGCCCUCAAAACAGACUUUGGACAUGCCUGUCCUAGUUCAUCCCAAACCGCCUCUCCCUUGACCACUGGAUAUUUGCUGAGGGUCUUGGUAGGCUAUUUAGCUAUUGCACCCUCCGUUCUUCACGCAUGCAUACGACACCCAUGUUCUUCGCAAACAGAUGCACAUAACUCCAUCAAGUUGCCACUGCAGACCACUUAAGCGAAUCUCACAGACCACUAGUGGCCUGCGGAUUUCACUUUAGGAACUGCUGCAAUAGAGAAUUAGAUUUAUGUUGCAAGUCGCCGGCAGGUGGUUAACUAUCGCUUCCAGUUCCAAGUGUUCAGCACUGAAUUCAUGCUCUGAAAAUGUUGAGACCUACCUGCGUGAACUUAAGAGCUGCCUUUGCACAGGAUAAGGCCAAGGGUCUAGAGUGGGCUUCCCUAACCUGUUGCCCUCCAGAUAUUUUGGGCUCCAUCAGCCCCGACUGUUUGCUCUGCUGCCUCAGGCUGAUGGGCACCACGGUGGUAUAUACUGGCUUAGUGUUUUGAUUCCAACCUUCCCAAUGCCUCUUACAAGGGAGAUAUGAAGGGAGCAGCCUACACACACACACACACACACACACACACACACACACACUCUCACUCUAUGCUUGCCUUCACUAUCUGGUAUUCAGGAGUGUCUAAAUACCCACUUAGCUAUGAUGGAGAUUCAGAGGUAACUUAACUUCCCCUUUUAGCUGUGAUGCCUAACCUAAGCUGUUCACCACCACCAUUUUGACUGUAUUCCACAAGAUUGUGCGAAGUAUUUCCACUUGUCAGUUCUUAACCUACUGCCAGUCAAUCUAAUAAAUUAAUCCCCUGCUCUGGUAUUUUGUAGGGAGGGUAUAAUAUUUAUCUACUGAUUUGUUGCCAUUUAUAAUAUAUCCACCUCUAUCCUGCCCCCAUGAAUGCUCAUUCAUUCAUUGCAAUUAUUUCCCACCUUUCAGCUGUGAAAGCCCUCAGAGCAGCUUACAAAUCAAUUAAAAAAAAAAAAGCAGCCACUCCUCAGGCUUACAGUGUCCAAAAAGACAUAACUCAAAAGAAAAAAGGACUGGAUGAUAAAUGAGCAAAAUUCACACCCAAAUCGCUGCAUUUGGGGUUGGACAGCAAAUGGUUUCUGCAAAUCUUGGGGUUCUGCCACCUGGGGCCAGAUCUGAACAUGCAGAUUUAAUUAUUGUUUGUUAAAAUAAUGCCUUUUUUUAAAAAAGAAAAAAUCGCUUCUGACGUUUAUUAUUCAACAAGCAAAACGUGCAAGCAACACAAGUCCCAGCACUCCCGACUUUAGAGUUGGGGACUGAGGCCAAGGAGUGUGGGAGGUCAUUCCAAGAGACUUGUGUUCCUGUUCUGCAAUGCCCAAGAGAGAAGGUCUUGCAGAACCCUCUGGGGAGACGAGAAAUGGCAGGAAGGAGGUGUGGGUCAAGACGGAGGACGUUGCCUUGGCAGUAACCUAUAUAUGUCAUCUUCUUUUCUCCCCCUUUGCCCGCACCCUUGUAGGUUGUCCGCGUCUGGUUCUGCAACCGUCGCCAGAAGGGCAGGCGCAACUUAGGGGCUGGCUCGCGGGAUGAUUACGACGGGCCGGCCCUACCGCCUCCCUUCCCUCAUGGCGCACGCCAGGCUCCGCCCCCCGGGCUCGGCCCUGCCCACCACCAGCUGGGCCCACCCCACCAGGGCUACAAUGGCGCUGCCUUCGCUGCCCUGUACCUGCCCCCAUUCCACGAAGGGGACGCCUUCGUUCCUUCCCCCUCUGGCUCUGCCGUCAUGGGCCACCCAAUGCAUUCGAGCUGAAGAGACCCUCCCCCCCUUUAAACAAGCUUCUCCUUCCUAAGCCUUGGUCGGGAAGGAGGCUCUCUUGCUACUUCCCUGCUUUCUAACUAAGGAGCCUUUAAGAAAGGGCUUGUCUAAUUUUCGUCUUUUAUUUUUUGCUUUUUAAAUCAGGCAUGCAGGACUUCUUGGCGGCAUUGCAAUCUUGAGGGGAAACAGGCGAGGCAUCUAGCUUUUUAUCGUAACCGUGGCUUUAAAUUGCCGCUCAUCACAUUCCCGAGGCGAGAAAAUUGUGCCCCUAGAACAGGCAUAGGCAACUUUCGGCCCUUGAGACUACAAUUCCCAUCAUCCCUGACCACUGGUCCUGUUAGCUAGGGAUCAUGGGAGUUGUAGGCCAAAACAUCUGGAGCGCCGAAGGUUGCCUAUGCCUGCCCUAGAAGCAUCAAUGGGGACUUUUAACAAAAAGAGUUCUAGUUUGCUGGAGCCAUCUUUUUAAUCUCCAUUGUAUCACUACAAUUGUAAUCUGGACAUCAGCUCUCUCUCUCCCCCCCCCCCCAAGACUGAAAGAAUUGACAGCAGCCUUUGCCAACCUGCUGCUGUCCAGAUGUUUGGACUACCAUCAGUCCCAGUCAAGUCUUGGUCUGAUGGGACUCGUAGUCCAAAACAUCUGGACAGCACCGGGUUGGGAAAGCAGUCGGAGAAGAAUCGUGCUUUUAAGUUCAGCAUUUUAAAGAAGCAUUCUCCUGUUGAGAUCAGUGAGGCUUAGAAGUGCUUUAACAAUGGCCUGGUAUACAAUUAGCAGUUGAGAUGCAAAACUUAACACUUUGAUUCUGCAGCUGACAACUGGGUAGUUCAGUUUUCCUCCAUGCAACAAAAAUCCCCUGGGGAGAAGGAUAAUACUUCCUUCGACGAAAGAACUGUACAGAAGUCUGCAGUCCAGAGAGUUUAUAGAAUGUGGUGUCCUCUUCUGCAUUAACUAGGGCCAGUGAUUAGGUUGUAGCAACCUUUCUAGAAAACCUAGGUUAGCAGGUCCCCAGGAAUCCUUUUAAUCUGGAAUGUCUCCUGAAAUGGAUUCUCUUUUAGGCCUCCUGUCACACUGUCAAACCUCAAAGUAGAUUUCGUUCUAGGCGCUGACUUCCUCUCUUGAGCAAAGAAUGCAAAGUUAGUUUUGAAACCAAAGUUAGUUUAGAAAUUUGUGUGUGCGGGAGACUGAUUGGAAGAGAUUGGGAUUCAUGAAUGCAUGUCUUUUCCUGAAAAUUUAGGGUGGUCCUUUUGGUGCUCUAGCACAGUUUUCAUUUGUCCCUUUUUUAGAAAUACCUUGCCUCGUUCACAAAUUGCGGCAAACGUCUGAAACAAUUAUUUUAAAAGAGAAAACAGUGAGAGGCAUUUGAUUUCCUCUUCACUCCCUUUCCCAUUUAUUUGCUACUCAGUAUUUACUGUUGCCUCUAGUAUGGAAAAAGCACGGUUGUUGUAGUGGUGUUCUUAAAAAUAAAAUGAUCCGUAACAAUUUGGUCUCUUAUCUGAACUGUAUGCAUGCCAUUUCUCAUAACAGACCCCUAUUAAAAAAAAUAAAAUGCCAAUCAUACUCGUGUG